Beauveria bassiana ARSEF 2860 is the source of this 744-nucleotide messenger RNA. RefSeq names its product ubiquitin carboxyl-terminal hydrolase, family 1. Gene Ontology annotation, molecular function: cysteine-type deubiquitinase activity. Gene Ontology annotation, cellular component: cytoplasm. Gene Ontology annotation, biological process: ubiquitin-dependent protein catabolic process; protein deubiquitination. The transcript has 2 exons. Lineage: Eukaryota; Fungi; Ascomycota; Sordariomycetes; Hypocreales; Cordycipitaceae. The record is from RefSeq and is a predicted model, not a curated record. Bases 1 to 744 code for a protein of 247 amino acids.
AUGUCCAACGUGAAUCCUGACCCCGGCCAGGAUGCGCCCGCAUUUAUCCCGCUCGAGGCGAACCCGCCGCUGAUGACGGACCUCUUGCACACACUCGGCGUAUCCCCCGCCCUCGGCAUGCAUGACGUCUACUCGCUGACAGAGCCCGACCUGCUCGCUUUUAUCCCCCGCCCCGCGCUCGCGCUGCUGCUCGUCUUCCCCGUCAGCGCUGCCUAUGAGAGCCAGCGUCUGUCGGCCGACAGCCUAGUUGACGAGUACGCCGGCCAUGGCGCCGCUGAGCCCGUCGUGUGGUGGCGGCAGACGAUUCGCAACGCUUGCGGCAUGAUGGGCCUAUUGCACGCCGUGUCCAACGGCCCGGCUCGGGAGUUUAUCGAAUCCGGCUCGACCCUCGACAAGCUCCUCGAAAAAUCGAUCCCGCUCGAUCCCGCACACCGCGCCAAGCUCCUUGAGCAGACCCCCGAGCUCGCCGCCGCGCACAGGCAGGCAGCUUCGCAAGGCGCCACCGCCGCGCCCGACGCUCAAGACGACGUCGACCUGCAUUAUGUCUGCUUCGUCAAGGGCAGCGACGGCGCGCUGUACGAGCUCGACGGCCGCCGCAAGGGACCCAUCCGCCUCGGCGCACUCAGUGCUGACGAGGAUGUCCUCAGUGAAAAGGGCUUGGCGCUCGGCCCGCUCAAGUUUCUCGAAAGGGCGGGCGGCGACCUGCGCUUCAGCGCCGUGGCACUCGCGGGUGGGCUGGACUAG